UUCCGCCAUUUUGUUCUACGGUUGAUAAACAUUGCGGAUCGAAUAUGUUGCGGCAUUUUUUGCCGGCUAUCCCCACGAGCUAGCAUAGCGAUCAUGAAGAUAGCUAUUAGCACCAGUUUUGUUUAUUUGGUGUGUCUUCUAAGAGAGAUUGUAGAGCCUGCAGGCUUGUCCGAUCAGUGUUUUUGCAAGCUUAAAGGAAAGGUUGAACAGUGUUGUUGUGAUGUAGAGACAGUGGACAAGAUCAACAACAAAAUUCACCCAAUAUUGGAUGAACUUGUCAAGAGGAACUAUUUUAAAUUCUUUAGGGUUAAGCUUGAUAGACCAUGUCCAUUUUGGACUAACAAUGAUGUAUGUGCAAUAAGGCACUGCUCUGUAUUACCAUGCAAAGAGGAAGAAGUUCCUGUUGGGAUUAAAGCUGAGGCAAGCCGUAAGGCUGUUAGAAAUGCAAGUACUAAAUACAGCAAAGUGCAAAAUGGUAAAAAUGAAAAGGGAAAGUAUGGAGAGACAUGCCAGGAAUCAAGCAAUACAACACUUGGUAACUUAGACGACACAAUAAGUGCUAAAGAUAAACUUGCAUUUGAUACAUGGCGUCAGCAUGACAAUGUUGAAGAAAAUUUCUGUGCUCUUGAUGAUGAAUCGACAACAGGUCUUCAGUAUAUUGACCUGCUAAGAAACCCAGAGCAGUACACAGGGUACAAAGGUUUCUCUGCUCAUCGAAUAUGGAACAGCAUUUACCAGGAGAAUUGCUUCAAGCCAAAGAUCCCAUAUAGUAAAGGCUAUAACUACCUGCUCUCUAAAAACAUAGGAGAUUUGUGUCUUGAAAAACGAGUUUUCUACCGUGCCAUCUCUGGGUUACAUGCAAGUAUCAAUAUCCAUUUGUCUGCAAGGUAUCUCUUUUCUGAAACAGCAUUUCAAAAACCCAAAUGGGGGAUGAAUUUGAAAGAAUUCAGAAGUCGAUUUGACUCGGAUGCUACUGCUGGUCAAGGUCCGGAAUGGUUAAAGAAUUUAUACUUCACCUACACUCUGGUACUGCGAGCCAUAACAAAGGCCGCACCUUACUGGGAGACCAUGGAGUUCUACACUGGCGAGUAUGAGGAAGAUGAAUAUGUUCGCAAACUGGUAUUUGACUUGCUGGCAGAGUCAAAAGCUUGUCCAAGUACCUUUGACGAGACUGUACUUUUCAAGGAUCCAGCCACUGCAACAGUCCUUAAGGAGGAAUUCAGGAGCCAUUUUCACAAUGUUUCCCGCAUCAUGGAUUGUGUGGGCUGUGAGAAGUGCAAAGUGUGGGGGAAAUUGCAGGUUCAGGGCCUUGGCACUGCACUCAAGAUCUUGUUCUCUGGACAUGAGUUUGAAAACAUGAAUUUCGGUGGAAAGGCAUUCUACCUGACAAGGUCUGAGAUAGUAUCACUCUUCAACGGAUUCACAAGGCUAUCUAGUAGUAUUCACUACCUGCACAAGUUCAAGGCAAUGGAACAUGAGCACAGAUGAGCGCUUACUUGAACUCCUCAAUGGGGAAAUGACUCUUUGGUCACAUCUUAUUUAUUUAUAUACACAUAGACUUCAGGACAUCUGCCUGUGUUUCGACUUUCUAAAAUCACAAUAAAUUCCAUGUUUCCUAUGUCAGCUAAGACAAACACCAAAACCCUUUACUUGUCUCCGCUGGUAUGGAAAAUGACACUGCUAAAUGAUAAAAAAAUAAUAGAUUGUUAUAUUUAACAGUUUGUUUUUCAGAGGCUCCACACUUUAUAUGGGAAAAUAAGCCCACUUAUAUAAAUUUGAACACUUUUUCAUGGACAUUUUUUGUGGGAUCACUUUAAGGAUUGGAGCUGAUUCAUAAGAGGUGACAAUUUAAUAGUUUGAUAGGUUAGAAAUUUCAAUAGUAUCUUGUAGUAUAGCUGGUCGCUUUAUAGAUUUUUACUCACAGCACCAAGACAAAUUAUUAUAAAAUUGUAAAUAACUGUAAUUAUAAAAUUAAAUGUCACUGCAACCAGGCAGUAAUAAACUGGCACAUCAUCUUGCA
This is a messenger RNA of Nematostella vectensis (starlet sea anemone), 2020 nucleotides long. Its product is annotated as ERO1-like protein beta. Bases 94 to 1488 code for a protein of 464 amino acids. The record is from RefSeq and is a predicted model, not a curated record. Gene Ontology annotation, molecular function: thiol oxidase activity; FAD binding; protein-disulfide reductase activity. Gene Ontology annotation, biological process: protein folding in endoplasmic reticulum. Gene Ontology annotation, cellular component: endoplasmic reticulum; endoplasmic reticulum membrane. NCBI's taxonomy places the organism in Eukaryota, Metazoa, Cnidaria, Anthozoa, Actiniaria, Edwardsiidae. The transcript is spliced from 17 exons.